AUGAUACAGGAGUUGGACAACUUGGACCUUGAGGAAGAGGUUCCAGUAGAACCAUGGAAUAAAUAUCUGCUUCACCGGCUGAUCUUGGUUGCGAUGCUGCAAGAAAAUGCCAGUGAGGAGGAAAUCACAGACUAUCAUGAACAGCUUUUCCAGAAGAUUUCACGAUACCAUUUGGGGGAAGCAGCCUCUGGGGUCCUUCUCAUCUAUUCCCAGAGCAUACUCCACAUUCUGGAGGCCUCCAGCGGCACCCUCUACCACAUCCUCAUGGAUCUGACCCUCUUUGAACGUCAGGGAGCAGAGGCUUUAUUACGAGAUAUUAAGAUAUUGGUAAUGUCUCAUAACAUCCCUACCAGACUUUUCUCACAGUGGAAUGCCACCAAAGUGGAAGUGCCUGUAACUUUGGAAGAUGUCACCCAGAGCCAGACCAUAGAAGAAGUUAUUACUGAGUGUCUUACACUUAUUCUCAAGCUGGGAGUGUAUCUUGCAACACUCAAGGUGGGCAACAAAGGCCUGGGUGAGUGCCUCCACACUGCUGUGCCGGAGCUGCUGAUCCCAGCGGAAACAAUCCAGUAUUUGUGCAGGAGCCAAGAAUGUUUGAGCCCAGUGGAAUUUCUGAAGAUGUACAACAAUCCUCUGCAGCCACAAAUGGAUGCAGGUACUUUUUUUGCCUGCCCCCAAGGCUAACCAGAGAAUCCACAGCCCAAAAGGAAAGUCUCCCUCCUUGGACAGGCCUCAAGGCAGCCCCUGGUCAACGGGAAGCUUCCACAGGGCUCCACUAGGACCAAGCGAGUCACCAUUUUGCUGGAAAGCUGUAGAUUCUACUUGAAACGGAAGAUGGUUGUAAACAGACUGUAGACAGAUGUAGUGGUUUAUGCUUGGAAAGCUGGUGCUUU
Thamnophis sirtalis is the source of this 893-nucleotide messenger RNA. Lineage: Eukaryota; Metazoa; Chordata; Lepidosauria; Squamata; Natricidae. The record is from RefSeq and is a predicted model, not a curated record.